AUGGCUUUUCAUAAAGAGAUAUAUAUUAUGCGCCAUGCACAGGCAGAACACAAUGUAAACAAGGAUUAUAACUUAAAAGACCCAGUAUUAACAGAAUUUGGCAAAGAUCAAGCAAGACUUUUAUUAUUAUACUAUGAACAGCUUAAAAAUGUUGAAUUAAUCAUUUCAUCGCCAAUGCGUAGGGCAUUAGAAACUGUUAUGAUUGGAUUUGAUGGAUUUUUGGACUUAAAAGAUCAAAAACAUAUAAAUUAUCCUUCUAUACCUUUAAUUAUUUUACCUGAACUUCAAGAAACUUCUGAUAGAAAUUGUGAUACAUGUUCUUCACUUGAAAAUCUUAAAUCAUGGUUUCCUUCAUUAGAUUGGAGCUUUUGCAGUCAAGAACAGUUCAUAAAAACAGGUUUUUUUGCUUAUGAACCAAGUAUGCUUGAAAAAAGAGCCAUUUGGCUAAGAAAUUGGGUUUCAAAUCGAAAAGAAAACAAAAUACUAAUCGUCUCUCACUUAAGCUUCAUAAAAUACUUAGUAGAUGAUCCAACUUAUUGGCAAAAUCUUGAAAUAAAGAAGUAUAUUAUUGAAACUGAUUCUAUUUUUAAACAGGUCUCUUUUUCAUAA
Messenger RNA from Pneumocystis carinii B80, 609 nucleotides. RefSeq lists its product as hypothetical. The transcript has 2 exons. Bases 1 to 609 code for a protein of 202 amino acids. The record is from RefSeq and is a predicted model, not a curated record. NCBI's taxonomy places the organism in Eukaryota, Fungi, Ascomycota, Pneumocystomycetes, Pneumocystales, Pneumocystaceae. Gene Ontology annotation, molecular function: phosphatase activity. Gene Ontology annotation, cellular component: cytoplasm.